AAUAUACACUAGCAAUUUCCUGUUUGGUGCUGUCUCGGGAGACUCGAAUCAUCAUUUUCUUCUUCUGCGUUUGCUCUCUGCCUCUGUCUUGAUUCGUGAAAGAAUGGCGUUUUUGCUCAACAAAACAGCCUUGUCUAAGCUUCGACACAAUCCUCAGAAAGCUGAUGAAACUUUGAUGCGAUCACGACGUGGAAUCCAUAUCGAACCCGGGGCUCGCGAGAAGGCUGAUGUUCAAGAAGUACCAAAGCUCUUGGCAGCGGAUCCCUCCUUGAAACGCUUUAAGUCGCAUAAACAGAGUGUGCGGAACCUUAAAAGGGUGGGAGAUGUUCUAACUAUUGUUGUUGUAGCAGGAUGUUGUUAUGAGAUAUAUGUGAGAGCUGUUAUGCGGGAAGAAGCAAGGAAGAACACAGAAGGAAGCGCAUAAUGGCAGAUCAUUCUGUUUUUGCAUAUUUUCACUGCCUUUGUUCUUCGAAACAUGGGGAAAAUGGGAUAAUGAAGGAUGGGUAUAUCUAAGUACAUGAAACUCGUGUUUUAACUUUUGUUUGGGUUGGUGGUAUGAAAAUAAAGUGGUUUCAAACAGUUGAGGUUGCAUCCCAACGCCUAGAACUUUGCAUGCAAAUUUUGGUUUUUUUUUUAACUUUAUGUUUGAAUGCUCUAAAAUGCACGUGAUGCCUGGUGAGAUUUUCUCACCUUCAAUUAUAUGGUGCUUUCACUUC
Nicotiana tabacum (common tobacco) is the source of this 716-nucleotide messenger RNA. Its product is annotated as succinate dehydrogenase subunit 7A, mitochondrial. Lineage: Eukaryota; Viridiplantae; Streptophyta; Magnoliopsida; Solanales; Solanaceae. The record is from RefSeq and is a predicted model, not a curated record. Gene Ontology annotation, cellular component: respiratory chain complex II (succinate dehydrogenase).